Penicillium angulare is the source of this 1353-nucleotide messenger RNA. RefSeq names its product Paf1-complex subunit LEO1. The coding region runs from base 1 to 1353 and encodes 450 amino acids. The transcript is spliced from 3 exons. Gene Ontology annotation, biological process: positive regulation of transcription elongation by RNA polymerase II; transcription elongation by RNA polymerase II. The record is from RefSeq and is a predicted model, not a curated record. Lineage: Eukaryota; Fungi; Ascomycota; Eurotiomycetes; Eurotiales; Aspergillaceae. Gene Ontology annotation, molecular function: RNA polymerase II C-terminal domain phosphoserine binding. Gene Ontology annotation, cellular component: nucleus; Cdc73/Paf1 complex.
AUGUUCUCUUCCGAUGAGGAAGCUGUCCGCCGCCCCGGCCGUGGUGCGAACGACAUGCAAAGUCCCGCUGCGAGUGACGCUAAUGACUCUGGCAAUGAGAACAACAACGUUGAUAUGGAUGAAGACAAUGACGCUGAUCUGUUUGGCUCGGACGGAGACGACGAUGGCGUUGAUAAUGACCGACCAAACCGCAAUUUAGAUGAUGAGCAAUUAGAUUCUGGAGAUGAUGAGAAUCGCUAUGACCGCCGUGAAGAUCGCAUGGAUGAGGCGGUCGACGAGGAUGGUUACCCGGUAACAGUCAACAUCAUGGACGUGGGCCUUGCGCGGGCGCCAGUGCCAGCGACCAACGAUGGACAGAUUUACACCAUGAAGGUUCCGGAAUUUCUUUCAAUUGAGACGGAAGAGUUCAACCCGGAGACCUACGUUGCGCCUGCUUAUUCCACCGCUGCCACAUCCCUAUGCUGGCGAAAAGACCCGAAAGAUAAUACCCUGCUGCAGUCUAACGCGCGUAUAAUUCGAUGGGAAGACGGCUCUAUGACUCUGCAGCUUGCAUCCGCCCCUCUCGAGCAAUACCGCUUUGCAUCCAAACCUCUCGCCCCUCUCUCCAAGUCUGGAGAAUAUGAUACCAAGUUGGACUCACACGUUUAUCUUGGUGCAGCAAUCGAAACUGCUUCACUCUUCCGACUGACAUCUCAUGUUACACAUGGUCUCACCGUUCUUCCGACAACAUUGGAGACAGACGACGCUGUCCAGAAACUACAAGAAUCUUUGGCAGCUGCUUCUCGCGGCAGCAAGCAAACAGCCGAUGGUUCCGCGCCUGUCAUUGAAGUCAAGGAAGAUCCUGAACUGGCCGCACGGAGGGCCGAGGCCAUGGAGAAAGAAUGGCAGCGAACCGAGCGUCGUCGUCAACAACUUGAAGAUCGCGAGGCGGAGCGUGGUCGCCGCGCCACUGGUCCCCGUCCUGGUGGUCUUAGUGUUGGUGGACUUGAGGAUGGUGGCCUGCGGACUACCCGUCCUCGAGCUAAACCCCGUCGUGUCAACCGCCGCGGCGAGAUUAACACAGAUGACGAAGAAGACUAUGGUCGUGGCGGUACUACCCGUGAAGACGAGUAUGAUGAGGAUGAUGGAUUCUUGGUUGGUAGUGAUGAAGACAUUGAAGAAGGCGAGGAUGAAGAAGAUGAAGCUGAACUGGAAGAUGACGACAUGGAUGCUGAGGGCGAAGUGGAUGAUGAGGUCGCCCCAGCUAAGGCUUCUCGUAGCAAGCCAUCUGACACAGAGACACCUCGUGGAGGAUCACCUCCAGCUCGAAAGAAGCAUCGUUAUGUGGUGGAUGACGAGGACGAAGAUGAAUGA